AUGGCCAAGUUAGUCCACAACGUACAGAAAAAGCAGCAUAGGGAGAGAUCCCAGAAAUCAAGUAGAGCGAAAUAUGGCUUGCUUGAGAAGAAGAAAGAUUACAGGCUAAGAGCAGCAGAUUAUCACAAGAAGCAAGCUGCGCUCAAAGCAUUAAAAGAGAAAGCCAAAUCUCAUAAUCCAGAUGAGUAUUACCAUGCUAUGACCAAGAAGCGAACAGAUGACAAGGGAAUUCUUAUAUCUGACAGAGAUAGCGAAGUAUUAAGCGUGGACCAAGCCAAGUUAUUGAAAACCCAAGAUAUCAACUACAUACGAACCAUGCGCUUGCAUGAAUCAAAUAAAAUCAAACGUCUCCAGGAUGGAAAGCUUUUUGAAGGAUCAGGUAAGCACACUGUUUUUGUGGACUCAACUAAGAGCAAGGAAUCUUUCAAACCUGAAGAGUACUUCAACACUGACAAGUCUUUAGUUGAAAAUAGACAAAAUAGACUUCGAUUAGACCAAUUACAAUCAAACUCAGGCUUGAUAAAUUUACUGAAUUUUGAGGCGAAUGAAAAGGAUAAAUUGGAUGAAAAGAAACUUAAACUGUUCAAACAACUCCAGAGAGCAAUUGCGAAGGAAAAAGAGUUGCAUCAAGUGGAGGAUAUAAUGAGCCGAAACAUUGAAAAGAUGAAGAAGGGAGAUAAAAAGAAAAUAGUUGACGUAAACGGUAAAACGUAUUUCAAAUGGAAGACACAAAGGAAAAGGUGA
Messenger RNA from Lodderomyces parapsilosis, 744 nucleotides. Its product is annotated as rRNA-processing protein. The record is from RefSeq and is a predicted model, not a curated record. NCBI's taxonomy places the organism in Eukaryota, Fungi, Ascomycota, Pichiomycetes, Serinales, Debaryomycetaceae. The transcript has a single exon. The coding region runs from base 1 to 744 and encodes 247 amino acids. Gene Ontology annotation, biological process: rRNA processing; intein-mediated protein splicing. Gene Ontology annotation, cellular component: nucleolus; small-subunit processome.